Messenger RNA from Vollenhovia emeryi, 3994 nucleotides. RefSeq names its product general transcriptional corepressor CYC8. Lineage: Eukaryota; Metazoa; Arthropoda; Insecta; Hymenoptera; Formicidae. The transcript is spliced from 3 exons. Bases 927 to 3269 code for a protein of 780 amino acids. The record is from RefSeq and is a predicted model, not a curated record.
GACCGUCUGAACUCGUGCAAUCAUAAUUGUGUUAUGAACGCGUUACACGCUCGCUCACGGCGAAUAAACAGCGUGAGACUGCGAUGCGAAAGUAUAUUGGCACACGCCAGCAAAGGCCCGCGUAUGUCGGGCGGUUUAGUGAAAAAGCCAAACGUAUCAACGCAACUCGCAAUCUGAUGUACCUGGAAUUUGACGUAUUAAUUAGUUGAAAGAAAAAAAUGUGUAUAAUGGUAAAAGGAUGAAUGAGCGUUAUCGCGUUACGCGUAUCAUCUCUAAAAAUAUCUCUUUUGAGAUACAGCAAAGAUUGAUAUUCUCCAUCCUGGGACAUACAACAGCGAGUUAUAGAUGACAGGUACGUGUCAUUCGCGAGGACGAAUCGCGAAUGCGCGAAAGCGGUUUCGGGAGCACGCAUUCAUUCUAAUCUAUAUCCAGGCUGUUUAUCUUCCGACCGAUAGCCUUUCCCACGGCGGUUUAUAGCGAGCAAAGCGGCCGCGCUCGUAUCUUUCGCGUGCACUUAGUCACACCAGCUCGCAUACACAAUGCACACGUGCAUCGCGAGAGUUUACUUGUACAACUUAUACAACGUAAAUUUAUACAACCUACGACACGCUAUGAGAAAAGUCCUGGGAGGCAGCCUGGUGGCGGUUGGCGGAACGAGUGCGGUUGCAUGACGCGCGAUUGCGCUAUAACGCCAGUUUAACUGAUCCAGUUUGGAAAUGAAAUGAAAUCGAAAUUGUGUGUGUAUUGUCUUGACUAGCCACACGUUUAGCUAAUUGUUACGAGUCUUUUAGGGACGAUACGCUGCCGAGUUGUCGUUGGUCAUUGCUACCCUCUCAUUUCAUUAGUAAAUAACACAGGCCAGUUUAGGUUUUCCAAACACAUGGCAAACAAUAGAAAGUAAGGAAAAUGAAGAAGGACUUGCGUCUAUGUGCCGAAUGUGCGCUCGAGUGCGCAGCGCGUAUACGCUGCGGAAAAGUGGCGGAUAUGAGAACCCCACCUGGUCCGGAUCGCGGGCGCGGCCUUUCCCCUCGGACUAUAAAGCCACUACAACUCCACUUCCACCAAACAUUCGCUCGGCGAUCCGUCACUCAUUUGCUCUCACCAUGUGGCUGCUUAUCCUCGCAGGUCUCUUGACGGUCUCCGUUGGAGAGGAGACUAGCGUCACCAAGAAGACGGUCUCAUCUGCGGCCAAUGCCGAUGACAUUGUUUUACUAGAGAUCGAUAUCAAAGAUCCUGUCAAGAGGUCACCAGUUUCAGGCAGCGCCAUUUAUGGGGCUUCACCUAGCCAGUUUGUUAUUCGACCCGGAGAUGACUCUCAAGAGCUGUCACCCGAAUACCUAGCCGUCUUGCGACAAUUCACCGGAGUCGACCCGCAGUCGUACGUCGCGAGACCCAAUAGUGCGCCUCAGCGUAGACCUCUUCCAGCCUAUGCCAAGCAGCAGCAGGCGUUGCAGCAGGCAUAUUACAAUUAUCGCAAACCCGCCGUGGCUCCUCCCAGACCGAGACCUCAGCUACAACAUCCCCAGGCGUUGAUUCAAGCCGAGGCGGUAGCGCAGGCUCAAGCGACGCUGCAAUCGACGCGCGGCGGCCCAUCGGGAGCAUCGACGUAUCAAGUAGAAUCGUAUACUUCACCGAAGGUGGGCACGUUCGAGCACGAGUUGCUGCAAUUGGUGUCCGCCAAUCAGGCCCAAGAGUUCAAUUUGAUUCCGACGCAGCCUAAAGCCGCAGGCUACCCGCAACAAGAGUACAUAAAAGCAACGGCGGCACCGGGGUCUCAGUUACACGAGCAAUACCAUAUCGAGACUAGUCCACCCCCGCGUUAUCCAGCGCAGCAACGAGUAGCAGCGACGUAUCAGUCGAUCGAGCAACCGGUCCAGAUUCAAUACCAAACGGCGCAAGCGGCAGAUUACUCGGCAAAGGGGGCCGAAUCUUUUAGGCCGUCCCCGCAAUACGAGUACGUCAACGACGGCGGCGCCCCGCUGAGAGCCCAAGUCAGUCAAGCGCAAAUCCAGGCGGAAGCCGAAGCGAAUUCCAGGGCCCAGGCUCAGGCCGAGGCGCAGGCCUUGGCCUUUCAGAAGAUCGCCCAGGCAUCGUAUCAGAAGCAUCACGAGGCUGCUCUAGAACAGAUCAGAAUCGAUCACGAGAGGUACAGGCAACAGAGCGCCUUGGAGCAACUUCAACAGGGAGAUCACGUGAGCGCGGCCGGACAAGCUCACAUCGAGGGCCAGCUGGAGCCCAAGGACCCAGAGGCCGCGUACAGAGCGAAGCUGAAGGCGCAGGCGGCUGCCGAGGCCGCCGAGGCCAGGAGGCUUCAGACAGCUGCCGAGUACAAGGCUCACACCGAUGCCAUACGCCAGGUCGAAGCUCAGCAGCAGGCCCACGUGAAAGCCCAGGAGAAGGCUCAUCAGGACGCCUUGAACUUUGAGAGGAAUCAAUUGCGCGCCCAGGCCCAAGCACAGGCGCUCGCGCAGGCUCAAGCCGAAGCGUUGUACAAAGUCUAUCAGCAGUCACGCGCCAAAGCCAACGGUGAGAUUUUGGCAGCCGCCAGAGCUCAGCAAGAGGCCAAGAAAGUCGAUCCCGACGGUACACCGGUGAUCCAGUUUCUUUUACCUAAUACUCCCAAACUCCCGGCACCUAACAACUACUUUACCAAUGACGACGUAAACAAAUAUCAAGCUUCCGGCUCCACCUAUGCCCCUAGAUCCGUGACUAAACCAGACUCCAGUGAGCCUAUCAUUCAGGAACAAGCUUACGUUCAACCUGUUAUCAAUCAACCUCGUCAAGUGCACAAACUCAAAGUUCCGCCGACUCAGUCCUCCGUUUACGUUUCUCAAUCGGGUCUUUUGAAAAAGUCCCCGGUCAAGUCUCUCACGAUCGAAGAGAUUGUCGAUCAAGGUCAGCUAAACAGCCCUCAAAUCGUACGUAUUCCCUCACCUAAGGAACAGCAACCUCUCACGCAAGAAGAGUUGUCCGCCCUGAUUAACGCCGGUUACAACGUCACUCCGAUACCUCAAACAGUAAAGCCGACUCAGCAGAGCUACGUGUCGGAAAAUACCUCCGCCGUCUACUACUUGAAGAAACAGCGGCCAGCAGUUAGGCCUGAAUACGUUACGUACGAGGAGGUUCUACAGCGGCCGCGAAGACCCACUAGAAAGAAUACGCCUAUUCUCAAGCAGGACGACGGUAAUGCUAGCGAAAAAGUCACCUUCUUGGUGCCGUUGGAGCCCAGUUUUGGCACCAGACAACCGUCGCUCAGAAAUAACGAGUGAUCUUUAUCGUCCCUCCAUCGUUGUCGUGAAAAAGGAUCAACAAAUUUAGAGAAAUCUCUACGUUAUUGUUAGCCUAAAUUUCUCUUUCUUUUACAUUAGAUGACUGAAUUUUCUUUUCAAACCUAUGUAAAUGAUAAAUGAUGCCAGUCAAAAGGACCAUCAACGUUGACCAGUGCAAAUUCUUUCUUUCGUUCUCCUUCAUUUAAUUAGCUUCUUUAGUCUUAUGCCAAUUGAACAAAUCUACUAUAUCUAGUGCAAAUCAACAUUAAUAUCAACUUUUCGACAGCAGCUCGUAAACUCGAUAAAAGAAAGAGUUACUAAUGCUUUCCGGAUGACAUUAAAUAGAUUGAUAAAAUAUACACGAGUUACAUAAAAUUAUUUCCACCAGAGAAUAUUUGAGAAAAACAAAAGAUCGCUACGUUAAUAUUGUUGGGAGAACGUAAAAUAGAUAUACAAUGUUUGUAAAAUUACACAAAUAUGUAUACUAUAGCAGAAGUCUGUAGAGAAAUCUGUAGAGCACAUUUAAGAAAGAUACAAAUAUAAUUUAAAAAGAUCUUCUUGAUGUCUAUGAUAAAGAGAAUGUAAUUUAUAAUUGAAAGGAUUUUGCAAUAAAUCCACCUUGCGCGAUAUUAUCUAGUAGAUGGUAAGUGCGACGGUGCUGAGUCGAAUGAUUAUUAAUUUAUACUUUUUUGUAAAUAUUAGAUUUUUAACUAAUAAAUAUAUUU